Penicillium pulvis is the source of this 1308-nucleotide messenger RNA. RefSeq names its product folliculin domain-containing protein. Lineage: Eukaryota; Fungi; Ascomycota; Eurotiomycetes; Eurotiales; Aspergillaceae. Bases 1 to 1308 code for a protein of 435 amino acids. Gene Ontology annotation, cellular component: cytosol. Gene Ontology annotation, biological process: positive regulation of GTPase activity; positive regulation of TORC1 signaling. Gene Ontology annotation, molecular function: GTPase activator activity. The transcript is spliced from 2 exons. The record is from RefSeq and is a predicted model, not a curated record.
AUGGAUUUUCUCCUUUCUUUAACGCACUUCUGUGAAGUGCAUGGCCCAACCUCCAUCAUCUGCUCCCAGGUCACCCCGUUCGCCUGUUCACAAUGCCAUCCGGAUGCGGAUCACUCUCCGGACAAUAGCCCGGCCAACUCACCUCGCCCUAAAUCCCCCAAUACACCUGCAACGGCCGAUUUCAAUGGUUCCAAGGUCGAAAAGAUCGAGGAUCACCCUUAUUUCAUGCGACCGCAGCUCGCCUCACCCGAAGAACGGAAUACUCGCGCCGGGAGUGUGGACGGCGACACAUGCGCCAGCUGUAGCUUGUCUCUCCCAGAAGGAGUGAGCAAACAGCUCCCUUCACCCAGUCGCGACGGCAAGUCCAACAAUGGCAGUCCAGUCCUGCGCUCCCGUGAGGUCGUCUACUCAUGCGGUAACAACCACUGCGACUCUGAUGAUCACGCCCCCGACCCUCACGCUCAUGCAUCACCGCCCGAUUCUCUACACUCCUCCUCAGUCGCUUCUGACUCCUCCUGCCACUCGCAUAUCCUGACCUAUCUCUCUCUCCGGGGCCCACCAAACCCCACCGAUUACGCACUAUUGCGCCGGUCCUCUAUCCGCACUCUGAGCUGCGAACUUCUUCCCCGUGGUCUCUCCUCCGGUCCAAUUUGCUUCGGCGACUCCGUUGCAGGCUACACAAUUGCCUACAUUUUCCGUCUUCCCGACCCCAUGGCUCGUGGCAAACGACGCAGCUAUGCCCUUGUGGCUCUCGCUGGAAAAGAUGCCGGAAGGGCAUUCCGAGCGUGUCCCGUCAUCUGGCGAGCCUUCGGUCGUAUCGCAACUGGCAUUGUGAGCGCAGCAGAACGAUUUCAGGAAGAGGAAAAGAAGCGGGAGGAGCAAACUAACCCUGGAGGCAAUCCCGGCGGUCGUCAAUUCACACCUGUGUCCUCCUUCCUAACCGGUCGAGCUUUUGACCCGACCGGGCAGCCACGCCGGCUUGGUCAGAUCCGUGCGCGCAAUUUAGCCGAGAUCGUCGGCAAUGAAUACAUUUUCACCGAGAUACAUGCUCAUUUUGUUGCGCUCCUACAACAACUCGGGUCGAUGUUCGGCGGUGUUCCUAUCUCUGAUGAACGCUACGUCUGCAGUACGAUGGGUGAUGAAGAAACUACUGGCGCUAGCCAGCCAGUUCUCGUCUCCGCCGCCGCCCGCUCAAAGCGUAAUUCCACUGCUACCAAGUACGAUGGCAACGACAUUGAUAUGUCCAAGUUGGACAUAUCUGGGCCCAAGCCUAUUCCAAUUAACGCUCGCCGGUCCGUCGUGGCCUAG